UAUAGGUGGCGCUUGGAGCAUCGUAAACAUGGUAAUCACACAGCAAGAGCGCUAUAAAACCUGCUCGAGCAGCGAGCCGGACUUUAACAUCACUCACAGCUGUAAUGUACGUGGCCAUAAAGCCAGAAGAGCAUUAAUAACUCAAUGACCAGAGUUUUAUGGCUUUAUCUCGUAUGUAAGUGGUAGUUUGUUCAGCUGUUGAGGACUCACUCGUGCUUUGAGCUCCGUGCCCUUUCUGGAAGAAUUUACUUUAUUCUCAAUCCUUUGCGUUCAUUUGUAACGUGAACUGUGUGAAGUAAGGAUGGCGGUGUCUAAAUCUACAUUAGCGAUCGUUUUUUUAGUUCUGGGAGGUUUGGCAGUUUUGUUCGGGACUGUCCUGGUGUUUGUUGGACCGAUUAUAAUAGACGAUCAAAUAGUGAAGAAUGUAGAGAUAAACCCGAAGAACGAUCUCUCCUACACUAUGUGGAAGGACAUCCCGGUUCCCUUCUUUAUGUCUGUAUAUUUCUUCCAUAUCGUCAAUCCUGAUGAAAUCCUAAAAGGAGAAAAGCCCAUGGUGAUACAGAGGGGGCCGUAUGUUUACCGUGAAAAGCGCUGGAAGGACAACAUUACAUUCCAUGACAACAACACGGUUUCGUAUAUGGAAUAUCGGCAGUAUUUCUUUGAGGAGAGCAUGUCUGUGGGAGAUGAAUCCGAUGUGGUCACCAUCCCUAACAUGCUAGUGCUGGGCGCAUCGGUAAUGAUGGAGAAUAUGCCGUUUCCUAUACGUAUUUUGCUCAGCACUACGUUCAAGACCUUCAACGAGGGACCUUUCUUGACAAAACCAGUAGGAGAACUCAUGUGGGGCUACGACAGCAAGUUGGUGGACUUCCUGAACAAUUAUCUUCCCGGCAUGCUUCCAUCCAGCGGCAAGUUUGGCUUAUUUGCUGAGUUUAACAACUCAAACUCUGGACAGUUCACCGUCUUCACUGGCCGAGAUGACAUCCGGAAGGUUCAUAAGGUGGACUCUUGGAAUGGCCUGAAAAGCGUGGAUUACUGGAGGUCUGAGCAGUGUAACAUGAUCAAUGGUACAGCGGGACAAAUGUGGCCUCCGUUCAUGAACACUGAGUCGACCCUGCCCUUCUACAGCCCUGAUGCGUGCAGGUCCAUGGAGCUGGUGUACCAGAGGCCAGGUGUGUCGCGUGGGAUUCCCGUGUAUCGCUUCGUCGCGCCGAAGACUCUUUUUGCUAAUGGUGCGGAUUAUCCUCCCAAUGAGGGCUUCUGUCCGUGUCGUCAGUCCGGGCUCCUGAACGUCAGCACCUGCAGACACAAUUCCCCUGUGUUCAUUUCUCAUCCGCACUUUUUUGAGGCUGAUCCCGUCCUUUUGAAAACCGUCAACGGAUUGAGCCCAAAUGAAGAUGAACAUGGACUUUUUAUCGAUAUCCACCCGGAGACUGGCGUGCCGGUGAACGUUUCCAUACGGCUGCAGCUCAACCUGCUCAUAAAGAGUGUUUCGGGCGUCUCAGAAACGGGAAAGAUAGCGGAGGUGGUGAUGCCCAUGAUCUGGUUUGAAGAGAGCGGCUACAUUGAUGGUCCCGUUCUAAACACGUUCCGCACUAAUCUGGUGGUGUUGCCCAUGGUCAUGGAGUACAUGCAGUACAUCUUCAUCGCUCUCGGACUCGCAACCAUUCUGGGAGCCGUGAUUUUAUACAUCGUGACAAGCGACAAGAAAGCCAGGAAAAAGACAUCCGUUUCUCCCACACAAGGGGAAAGCGUAAAAGAUACAAAACACGACCCGACCAAUGAGACGCAGGCUGAAAAAUUAAACGUGAAUGACACAGAUAAAAAGUAAGCUGUGUGGCCAGCCCUGCACAGAUGUGGAUCCAUCCAGCUCAGCCAGUGAAAAGACCCCAUUACUACAGGCCUCAACCAGCUAGAGCCCGCUCUGCACACUGCAGAUCACACUCAGUAUAAACUCUCAAUCCCACAAUCCACUGGGCAAUAAAUAAAAGUUUUUUUUA
Rhinichthys klamathensis goyatoka is the source of this 1997-nucleotide messenger RNA. RefSeq names its product scavenger receptor class B, member 1 (gene scarb1). Gene Ontology annotation, cellular component: cytoplasm; caveola. The record is from RefSeq and is a predicted model, not a curated record. Lineage: Eukaryota; Metazoa; Chordata; Actinopteri; Cypriniformes; Leuciscidae. Gene Ontology annotation, biological process: plasma lipoprotein particle clearance; cholesterol efflux; cholesterol import. Gene Ontology annotation, molecular function: low-density lipoprotein particle binding; scavenger receptor activity; lipid binding. The transcript has 14 exons. Bases 302 to 1828 code for a protein of 508 amino acids.